GGUUCCUCUCAUUCCCCUUCCACCUCUCUCUUUCUUUCCACUACUCGCCCUCUCUCUCUUGCGCGCGCGUGACAACAUCCCUCCACGGGCGCGCGGCGCGGGAGCACCCACCGACUUAUCGCCGGUGGGGCGGGGCGGGGGCGAUCUGAUGCCGGCGCGGCGGUGAUGGCAGCGCCGUCCGGCGGUGGGGGCGGCGGUGCGGGGGAGGGCUCCUCCUCGGCCGCCGCAGCUAUGACGAUCGGGGCCCACGGGGUGGACCAAGUCACAGAAGCGAUGUGGCAGAUGAAUUUAGGAGAUGCCAUGGAACUGGGGCCAUACCCAGAGCGUGUUGGUGAUCCAGACUGUAGCUAUUACAUGAGGACUGGCAUGUGCAGGUUUGGGAUGACCUGUAAAUUUAAUCACCCAGCAGACAGAAAGCUGGCUGUUGCUGCUGCAAGAAUGAAGGGAGAAUAUCCUCAAAGAAUUGGACAGCCUGAAUGUCAAUACUAUCUGAAGACUGGCACAUGCAAGUUUGGAGCAACUUGCAAGUUUCAUCAUCCCCGAGAAAAGGCUGCAAUGGCAACUCGAGUUCAGCUGAAUGAACUGGGCUACCCACUCCGCCUGAAUGAAAAGGAAUGUGCUUAUUAUUUAAGAACAGGGCAGUGCAAGUUUGGAAGCACAUGUAAGUUUCACCAUCCACAACCAUCCACUAUGAUGGUUGCCGUACGUGGCUCUGUUUAUUCACCUGGACAGUCUGCAACUUCUCCUGGCCAUCAUGCUUACCAGGGGGCUGUAACAAGCUGGCCCUUGUCGAGAUCUGCUUCUUUCAUUGCAAGUCCAAGGUGGCCAGGUCAUUCAAGUUAUGCACAAGUUAUUGUUCCUCCUGGGCUUGUUCAGGUCCCAGGGUGGAGUCCUUAUGCUGCGCAGAUUGGUUCUUCAUCCUCGGAUGACCAACAACGGACACCUGGAGCUGCCCAAUACUAUACUGGCUCACGCCAGAGUGGAACACCUGGCAUAGGCGAUCGAGGAAUGUUUUCAUCCUACCAAGCAGGUUCUGUUCCCGUUGGACUUUAUGCAGUACAGACGGAGAAUGUAUUUCCAGAGAGACCUGACCAACCUGAAUGUCAGUUCUAUAUGAAGACCGGAGACUGUAAGUUUGGUUCUGUAUGCAAGUUCCAUCAUCCCAGGGAGCGAAUAAUUCCUACUCCCAAUUGUGCACUAAGUCCAUUAGGCCUACCUUUGCGCCCGGGAGAACCAAUAUGCAGUUUCUAUAAUCGCUAUGGCAUGUGCAAGUUUGGUCCAAAUUGCAAAUUUCAUCAUCCGAUGGGAAACCCUAUGUAUGGCCAUGCUUCAUCACCGACAAGUGAGGCCCAAACAUCUCGGCGUAUGCUGGCACAUGUACCAUCGCAUCCAGAAGUAUCACCUGACAGUGGCUCGGGAAGGUCUAGGAGGAUUGUUCAUUCAGAUUCCCAGCAAAUACCCUCUGUUGAAAGGAUCACCGAGAGAGAGGCGUCCUAAGCCAUCCUCGGUGUCUUCGUUCAUGCUGCCUCCCCUCCCCUCCCCUCCCAUUCUUGACGAGUAAUUAAAUGCAACAACAUCUGAGAAUCCGAAGCUGUACAGGUCUUUUGCCUCAUCUUUGAGCUUUACAUACCGGAGCUUGCUUCAACAUGUAUUGCAUCCAGGCAUGAAAAAGUUCUUGCCGGUUCGGGAUGCUCAUUUGCCCCCAUAAAAACGGGAACAAACCUACCUUAUUUAAACAUAUGUAUGAAACUCACUCACCUCUGGACAUUCAAACCCAUUCGAGUAAUGGUCCCGGUGUUGUAGUUUAUAGAGCUGUGUUUCAGUGGACAAACCUUUGCGAAACUGACUGGGGAUGCGCAAGCAUAGCCUCCUUUAUUAAUUAUUAUCUCGUUUUUUUCCUAGCAUCUCUCUUUUCAUAAGGGCAACCCAAAGUGUUGGAAUAAUAGAUUGCCACCAUAAUGCUCUGUAUUACCCACCAUAUUUAAACCUGGUUACUUGUGAG
Zea mays is the source of this 2002-nucleotide messenger RNA. RefSeq lists its product as uncharacterized. Gene Ontology annotation, molecular function: metal ion binding; mRNA binding. Lineage: Eukaryota; Viridiplantae; Streptophyta; Magnoliopsida; Poales; Poaceae. The record is from RefSeq and is marked validated.